Messenger RNA from Poecilia latipinna (sailfin molly), 1938 nucleotides. RefSeq names its product nuclear factor 7, ovary-like. The transcript has 2 exons. The coding region runs from base 170 to 1546 and encodes 458 amino acids. The record is from RefSeq and is a predicted model, not a curated record. Gene Ontology annotation, molecular function: protein binding; zinc ion binding. NCBI's taxonomy places the organism in Eukaryota, Metazoa, Chordata, Actinopteri, Cyprinodontiformes, Poeciliidae.
AGUAAACACCCCGAGGAUCACCUUUGACAUCUGCCUUUGUCUCUGACUGAAAUCAAACUAACACUGAACAAGGAGAACAGACAGAGAACCCAACUACUAUACACUGAAACACAGACUGCUACAGGAGGAGAAACAAGCAAAUCAAAGUGAAACUUCACUCUGAGACAAAAUGGCUUCCAGAUCAGAUGAUGAUCUCUCCUGUCCGGUCUGUCAGGAAAUAGUUAAGGAUCCAGUUCUUCUGUCAUGUAGCCACAGCUUCUGUAAGGAGUGUCUGCAGAAAAAUUGGAGAGAGAAACCAGGAAGAGAGUGUCCAGUUUGUAAAAGGAGAUCUUCAAUGGAGCAACCACUUCCUAAUCUGGCUCUGAAAAACCUGAAUGAAUCUAUCUUAGAGCAUAGAGCUUCAGAAGAUCUCUGCAGUCUGCACUCUGAGAAACUCAAACUCUUCUGUCGGAACCAUCAGCAGCCAGUGUGUCACACAUGCAGAGAUUCAGAUUUACACAAAAACCACAGAUUCAGACCCAUUAAUGAAGCUGCUCAGCAACACAAGAAGAGCCUUCAGGAAACUCUGGAGCCUUUAAAGGAGAAGCUGGAGCUCAGGAAGAAAGUUCAGGAGGAGUUUGAUCAGACAGCAGAACACCUGGAGGUCCAGGCCCGACACACAGAGAGGCAGAUUAGGGAGCAGUUUAAGCAGCUUCAUCAGUUUCUAGCAGAGGAAGAGGAGGCCAGGCUGGCUGCACUGAGGGAGGAAGAGGAGCAGAAGAGAGGGAUGAUGAAGGAGAAGAUGGAGGCUCUGAGCAGAGAGAUAGCAGCUCUUUCAGACACAGUCAGAGCCACAGAGGAGGAGCUGAGAGCUGCAGACGUCUCAUUCCUGCACAACUACAAGGCUGCAGUGGAAAGAGUCCAGCGCUGCCCCCUGCUGGAGGAUCCACAGCUGCCCUCAGGAGCUCUGAUAGACCAGGCCAAACAUCUGGGCAACCUGGCCUUCAACAUCUGGAGCAACAUGGAGAACAUGGUGACCUACACUCCUCUGGUUCUGGACCCAAACACGGCGGGUCCAAAACUCCAUCUGUCUGAAGAUCUGACCAACGGGAGGGGAGGGGAGAAACAACAGCUUCCUGAUAAUCCAGAGAGGAUUGAUGGACCUUGGUCUGUUCUGAGUUCUGAGGGUUUUAACUCAGGGAACCACAGCUGGGAUGUUGAUGCUGGAGACAGUUUAUUCUGGAGACUUGGUGUGUUAGAAGAGUCUGUUCAGAGGAAGGGAUUCAUACUGUCUGGACUGUUGGUUAUAGAUUUCUCUUCAGGUAAAUAUUUUGCACGUUCUCCAUCAGCUCCUUCCAAAGUUCUCUCAGUCCAGAAGAAUCUCCAGAGGAUCAGAGUGAAUCUGGACUGGGACAGAGGAAAGCUGUCCUUCUCUGAUCUGGAUACCAACACACACAUACACACCUUCACACACACCUUCACUAAAAAGAUGGUUCCAUAUUUUGAAAUUAAUAAAACAUUAAAGAUCCUACCGAUGAAGAUCUCAGUGAUCAAGCAGCAGCUCUGAUGAUCUUAGCAUGAAGAUUACAAAGUCCAAAUAAAAACUUAUUGAUCAGAUUGAAACUGUGAGUUUUAAAGAGGAAACCGGAGACAAUCUUAUCAUCUGGAGACUUCUUCAUCUGUGUUUAGCUUCAGAUUCAUCACCAGGCUGCUGGAAGCAGCAGGGCAGCAUUAAUCUUUCACAUCUGACUCUUUCGUCUGAGUUCAGAUCUGAUUUUAAAAUGACUCAAAGUGAGACGUCUUGUUUUUUUCUUCAUCUCUUUGUUAUUAUUUCCAUUUUUCAGGAACUGAUGUAUUAAAAAUGUGGAUUUUAUAGAAUAUGUGAGCAAAAAUGAUCUCAGCAAUGUGUUUAGUUUACAAACUAAAUAUUUCAUUUUAAAAGUAAAUAUUUAUUGUCCA